Aspergillus sclerotioniger CBS 115572 is the source of this 1897-nucleotide messenger RNA. RefSeq names its product putative choline transport protein Ctr. Lineage: Eukaryota; Fungi; Ascomycota; Eurotiomycetes; Eurotiales; Aspergillaceae. The record is from RefSeq and is a predicted model, not a curated record. The transcript is spliced from 3 exons. Bases 304 to 1860 code for a protein of 518 amino acids. Gene Ontology annotation, cellular component: membrane. Gene Ontology annotation, biological process: transmembrane transport. Gene Ontology annotation, molecular function: transmembrane transporter activity.
UCGCGACUUCAACGACAGUUUGCGACAACCCAUCUGCGACAUUGACUAGCAAAACGCGUGCCAACCGCAGCCAAUCUGUCCACCAGCAGCACCGAAGCUUCCCGCCGAGUGUUUUGAAAGCACAAUAAGCCCUCAUGCAGCAGUGGUCUUGAUCGAACCAAUUAGACCUCUUUAGGAUCUCCAACGCGAUUAUCUUGCAACACGGCAGUCCGGCCCAGUCACCUUCGAUUGCCCUUUGCGCCAUAACCUCUCCGCGACAACGCUCGUUUUUGACGCUGACCCUUGCCUACAUUGUCUGGAACAAUGAGUGCUCUCGAUAUAGAAAAGAAGGCGAGCGUGAACCACGCCUCGUCCAGCGAAAAUGCCUCUGGAUCUGAUGAUGCAGACGGACUUAGGCUGGCCGAGAUGGGGUACACGCAGGAUUUGCAACGCAAUUUCUCCUUGCUUUCACUGGUUGGGAUUGCGUUCUGUAUGUCCAAUUCCUGGUUCGGUAUCUCGGCAUCCUUGAUCACCGGUAUCAGCUCUGGUGGUACAGUUCUCAUCAUCUACGGCUUGUUUUGGAUCACCUUCAUCUCGUGUUGUGUUGCUGCCUCGCUUUCGGAACUGGCUAGCUCCAUGCCCAACUCUGGUGGCCAAUAUUUCUGGGCGAACGAACUUGCUCCGAAAAAGUAUGCUCGGUUUUCGUCCUACGUCACUGGCUGGUUCGGAUAUGCGGGUGCCAUCUUCGCCAGUGCUAGUGUUGUACUCAGUCUCGGAUCCGGUGUUGUGGGAAUGUGGCAGCUUGGCCAUCCAUCAUUUGUUCCCCAAGCCUGGCAUACUGUAGUAGCAUACCAACUCAUCAACUUCUUCUGCUACCUCUUCAAUUGCUGGGGUAAAUUCUUGCCCGCCGUCGCCAAGGCCACGCUAUAUAUCUCUCUGCUGUCGUUCCUGGUCAUCCUGAUCGUUGUUCCGGCUUGUGCCAAUCCGCAUGCGAGCGGGUCUUUCGUGUUUGGGCACUUUGCUAACGCUACCGGCUGGAAGUCGGAUGGAAUCGCAUUCAUUGUCGGUCUGAUCAACCCGAACUGGAUCUUCGCCUGCUUGGAUUCCGCAACUCAUCUUGCCGAAGAGGUGCCACAACCCGAGAAGAACAUUCCCAUUGCCAUCAUGACGACAGUUGGUCUUGGUUUUGUUACCGCAUGGUUCUAUUGUGUUGCCAUGUUCUUCAGCAUCACUGACCUUGAUGCGCUCCUGAACUCCGCUACCGGAGUCCCCAUUCUGGAACUUUACUACCAAGCCCUGAGAAAUAGGGCCGGUGCCAUUGUUCUGGAAACUCUCUUGGUGGUGACAGGCAUGGGCUGUCUGAUUGCAUGCCACACUUGGCAGUCACGUCUUGCUUGGGCCUUCGCUCGGGACCGCGGUAUGCCUGGACACCAGUGGCUCUCCCAGGUCAACAAGAAGCUAGAUGUGCCGAUCGCCGCCCACACCGCAAGCUGUUUCAUCGUGGCCGUUCUUGGCUUGCUCUACCUCGGAUCCUCCACUGCAUUCAACAGUAUGGUCACAGCAUGUAUCUCUCUGCUGUACAUCUCAUACUCGAUUCCCGUUAUCUGUCUCCUGUACCGUGGUCGCGACAACAUCAAGCACGGUCCCUUCUGGCUGGGUAAAUGGGGUCUUUUUGCGAACAUUGUCACCUUAGCCUGGACUCUCUUCUGUCUCGUCAUGUACUCGUUCCCCGCGAGUAUGCCAGUCACGACAGGCAAUAUGAACUAUGUUUCGGCCGUAUAUGGAGUCGUUGUCUUCAUUAUCCUGUGUGACUGGUUCGUUCGAGGCAGACGUUCAUUCAGAGGCAGCUUGAGUUGUGUGGAAGGAGAAAAUACCGAGUAAAGCGAGGCUGGAUCAUCACAUACUCUGUUCACCCUCU